Molecule: messenger RNA, 366 nt
Organism: Brassica napus (rape)
Lineage: Eukaryota; Viridiplantae; Streptophyta; Magnoliopsida; Brassicales; Brassicaceae
Exons: 2
Coding region: 1-366 (121 amino acids)
Molecular function (GO): protein binding
Source: RefSeq, a predicted model, not a curated record
AUGAAGACAAAGCAUUCUCCAGGGGAAGAUCCGAUCAUCGGCUUCUGCAAGGCAACUUCAGCGCCUCAAGAAACAGCACUCUUCUUCCUCGAAGGAUUCAGCUGGGAUCUCGAUAACGCCGUCUCUGGUUUCCUCCAAGGUCAGCUUCCUCCUGUCAAAAAACAGCCGUUGCAGCGAUCUCGAUCACGAUCUCCCUCGAGGCGGAUAGACUCAUCUGGCUUGAGAUCAAAGCAUUAUAAGAUGGACGCAGAUGAAACCUUCAAAACUUUGGAUGAUGAUAGAGAGCCUAUUGGAAUUGCCAAAGAAGCAACUCAUGAUGAAAUAUCACAUGGAGAAGAUUUGGCCUCUAUGCCUGAUCCUAUCUGA